Camelina sativa (false flax) is the source of this 586-nucleotide messenger RNA. Its product is annotated as defensin-like protein 75. The record is from RefSeq and is a predicted model, not a curated record. NCBI's taxonomy places the organism in Eukaryota, Viridiplantae, Streptophyta, Magnoliopsida, Brassicales, Brassicaceae.
CUAAGCAUUUUAAGAAGAAUAUAUAGUCGUUUCUUCUUUCUUCUUCUCAUCUUAAAUUUAGUUUCUUCCUAAUUCACUGUAUCUUAUAUUUAAAUUUUCAACAAAUCAACUAUAGUCAAAAUUUCAAGAAGAAUAAUUUUGUUCAUUUCUGUUCAAUUUUACUUCAGAAUUUCUGUCACCAAUUAAUUAUAUAAGGACCUAUUAGACCUCAACCAGAUUCAUCAACCUCAAGACAUAGAAAAGAAAUAUUCACUACACUUCAGAAAAAUAAUAUGGCCAAGAUUAGAUCACUAGAUGUUGUUGGUACCAUCGCAAUAAUUUUGUUGUUGGUCAUUGCAGAACAAGCAAACGCAAUCACUGUUGACGCUGAUUGUAUUGGACCGUGCACUAGCAAUUGUCAACAGCUUUGCAUAUCAAAAGGUUAUAAAGAUUGGACUUGUGCAUCUUUUAGAACCAAAGUGAGUUGUUGCUGCAAACCACGAAAGCAACAAAUCUUUGAACAACCUGCUUUAUUGAACAACUAAACCGUUUUUAGUAUCGUAUUGUAUAAUGUGUAUGGUCAUUAAAUAAUAAUCUCAAAUAUAAA